AUGUUCUAUGAAACUGUUAAAGAAAAAGCGGAUCUUGGACAAUUCAACGGAGAAGAAAUAAUACUAUUCCCAGAUAUUUUACUUUUGACACCACGUGGACGCUACAAUAUCGAUAUGUUUCCCACGUUUCUGCGACUCCGUGGCAAGACGUACGACUACAAGAUUCAGUAUACCAGUGUCAUAAAAUUGUUUCUAUUACCAAAGUUGGAUGAUGUCCACGUCAUGUUUGUGAUUGGGCUUGAUCCACCACUUCGACAAGGACAAACACGAUACCCAUUCCUGGUAUUACAAUUUGUUAAAGAUGUGAAGGUUGAUAUGGAAUUGAAUAUGGACAAAGAGACCAUCGAGAAAAAUUACAAUAAUAAAUUAGAGGAGAAAUAUGAGGAUAAGCCCUUGUUUGAGGUUGUCAGUAGUGUCUUUAAAGGGUUGACACAAAGAAAAGUUACUGUACCUGGUUCAUAUCGAAGUCAUCAUGGAGACUCAGCUUUCAAGUGUUCGAUGAAAGCUAACGAAGGAUAUCUUUACCCUCUUGAGAAAUGCUUUCUAUUCAUACCGAAACCUCCAACCUUCAUUCCCAUACAGGAUAUUGUUAGCGUUACUUUCUCAAGAGUUUCUAACAACGCGUCAAGUUCACGAACAUUCGACUUGAAAUUUAAUCUAAAAAAUAAGUCAGCGAUUCAAUUCUCUAGUAUAAAUAGGGAAGAGCAUAAGAAUAUCGAGGAAUGGAUGAAGUCUAAAAAUAUAAAUGCACAAAACGACAUGACCGAAGACAGUAUGUUUGCUUAUAAAGCUAUUGAAGAACUCGGCGAUACGGAUGAGGAGGAGGAAGUCAUGCCAAAAUCUAGACGUCGCGGCGCUUCUGAACCAAUGGAGAUCGAUAAUGAAGAGGACGAGGACGAAAGUGUGGAUGAAGAUUUUAUCGCGGAAGAUAAUGAGAGUGAUGUUGCGGAAGAAUACGAUGAAAAUUAUCAAGGGUCAGGAUCAUCCUCUAGCGAACAAGAUGAUGAACCACCAAAAAAGAAAGCUAAAAGAAAAAAAUGA
Ambispora leptoticha is the source of this 1041-nucleotide messenger RNA. NCBI's taxonomy places the organism in Eukaryota, Fungi, Glomeromycota, Glomeromycetes, Archaeosporales, Ambisporaceae. The record is from the annotation of a GenBank genome assembly.